AUGUCGAACGUUAUGAAUCAAGCGAGCAAGGACGCCAGAUGGGAAGAGAUAUCAAAAGCAAAAGUAGAUAUCCGAAACUCGCUGACUCCUGCAGCAUGGCUUCUGCCUGCCUCUAUGCUACCGAAAGAUCCUCCCCUUGCGGAAUAUGGCCCUCAAAAUGUCUUGCAAAUCCCCCGAGAAUGUGGGAUUCUCACAGCUGACGAAAUCAAAAUCACUGAAACCCCGUCCGUCAACGAUCUCCUCUCUAGGAUUUCAAACGGUGACCUCUCAGCAAUUCAAGUCACAACAGCCUUCUGUAAAAGAACCGCAAUCGCCCAACAGCUUAACAAUUGUGUUACCGAGCCGCGAUUCACUUCGGCUCUUCGUAGAGCAAAAGAGUUAGAUGAGUUCCUAGCUCGAGCGGGUAGAGUCAUGGGUCCCCUCCACGGAUUGCCAAUUAGCGUCAAAGACUCAUUUGACAUCGUUGGCGUGGACAGUUCAAUUGGAAUAGCUUCACUCUGCUUCAAGCCAGCGACUUCUAACUCGCCGUUGAUCGAUCUUCUCUUAUCUCUAGGCUGCAUCAUCAUCGCCAAGACCAACGUGCCGCAAACCCUCAACUCACUGGACAGCAUCAACAACGUCUUCGGCGUGCUUGUUGCAAUGCGAGGUUGUAUAAUCGGCUGGGGAGCCGAUACAGGAGGAAGCAUUCGAGUUCCAGCGAUGUGUAACGGCGUAUUUGGAAUCAAGCAGAGUAACGGCCGCUUACCAGCUGGCGGUGGUCCUCUCAUAUCUCCCGAUGGAAUGUCUAGGUGCUCUAUCCCCGCCGUCGUUGGUCCAUUAGCAAGAUCUGUGGACGAUAUCAGCUACGUAAUGAGAGAAGCUACUGAAAAGGCUUGGAUGUGGGGAGAAGACUGCUUGUCGUUGGCUUGGAAUCCUGAGUCUGAUGCUCGAGGAAGUGGUCCAAAGGGCGAAUUUGUAUUUGGCAUCUUAAGAGGGGAUGGAAAUUGUGUACCCCUGCCGCCAAUGUCCAAGAUUUUGGAUGAAGUGAAGGCGAAGCUCAAUAACUCCCCGGGUGUCAAAGCCGUCGAAGUCUCUACACCACCUGCAUGGACAAAAUGCCAAAGUGUGAUGGCAAAGUUGAUGGGUGCAGAUGGAGGAGCAGUAAUGCGUAAUCUUUUGGAGGCAACUGGCGAGCCAUUAGUGCCAUGGAUGGUUGGGAAGUUGAAGCGCAGCCAGCCUAAAACACUUCACGAAGUUGCUGAAUUGCAAGCCAAAAGGACCAAACUGGAGCGGGAGAUGAUGGGUUUGUGGGCUGAAAAUGAUGGGAAGGGUGGCAAGAGGCGCAAAAUCGAUGCUAUUGUUUGUCUAGUUGCUCCUCAUCCUGUGCCAGAGAUUGAGAGAUACAAUGCAGCAGGGUACACCUCGAGCUGGACGUUAUUGGAUUACCCUGCUGGGGUUGUACCUGUUCGAAACUUCUGUGAGCAGGAUCUCGAACUUGGUAAGCCUCUUUUAGGAAGUGUAAUCUCAACUUGGGAUGAGAGGAAUAGGCUGUUGUGGGACGAGAAGACGGUAGACCGGAGAGUAUACCUUGGGACGCCUUUGUCGGUUCAGGUUGUCACCCCGCGACUGCAAGAUGGGAAGUUGGUACAAGCGAUGUUGAUAGUCGACAACUUAGUUCAUGAUAUGGGUUCUAAGUCGAUGUUGUAA
Messenger RNA from Cadophora gregata, 1686 nucleotides. RefSeq lists its product as uncharacterized. The record is from RefSeq and is a predicted model, not a curated record. The transcript has 2 exons. Bases 1 to 1686 code for a protein of 561 amino acids. NCBI's taxonomy places the organism in Eukaryota, Fungi, Ascomycota, Leotiomycetes, Helotiales, Ploettnerulaceae.